AUGGAGGGCAGGUGCUGCAGGCGGUUCGUGGUUUGCUCCAAGACGACCAUCUAUACCUUUCUGCUUGGUGGAGUGUUUAUUGCGUUGGGCUCAAGUCGGAUCCUUCUGAUGAAGUACUCUGCCAAUGAAGAUAACAAAUAUGAUUACCUUCCUACAACAGUGAACAUAUGUUCUGAAGUAGUAAAACUGGUCCUGUGUGUGAUAUUGGUACUAUGGAUGAAGAAAAAAGAGGGUUGUUUGGAUCAUCCCUUUGAAUGUCUUUCCUGGAAGAAUUUUUUUAAUUCCAUGAAAUGGUCCAUUCCCGCCUUUCUUUACUUUUUGGAUAACUUGAUUGUCUUCUACGUACUCUCCUACCUCCAGCCAGCAAUGGCUGUACUCUUCUCAAAUUUCGUCAUUAUAACAACAGCACUUCUCUUCAGGAUAGUGCUAAAGCGAAAACUCUCUUGGGUACAGUGGGCAUCUUUGGUGAUUUUAUUCCUGUCCAUCGUUGCCCUGACUCUAGGAACUGGAAGCCAUCAGCAAAGCUUGGCUGCACAUGGAUUCCAUCACAGUAUGUUUUUUAGUCCAUCUAACCACUGCCUUCUCUACACCGGACCUGAAGAAGCAUGCCUGCAAAAGGGCAACUGCGUAGCACCCAGUUUCCUGCCCAGCUUCCAGUGGAAUGUCACCAGUACCAUGGCAGGAGCACUGAAACCUCUUCGCCUCAGCCUGGGCCAUCUGCUCAUUCUAGUGCAGUGUUUCAUUUCUGCCCUGGCUAACAUCUACAAUGAAAAGAUCUUGAAAGAUGGAGAUCGGCUUGGUGAAAGCAUCUUCACACAGAACAGCAAACUCUAUGCCUUUGGGGUGCUGUUCAAUGGGCUUAUGCUGGGGCUGCGGACUAAGGACCGGAGGCAGAUAGGGAAUUGUGGCUUCUUCUAUGGGCACAACAUCUUCUCAGUGGCUCUCAUAUUUGUCACAGCUUUCUUGGGGCUGUCUGUAGCCUUCAUCUUGAAGUUCCGAGACAAUAUGUUCCAUGUUAUGACUGCUCAGAUCACCACUGUUAUCAUCACUGCUGUCUCUUUUGUCAUCUUUGACUUCAGGCCUUCUCUAGAGUUCUUUUUGGAAGCUCCUGUAGUGCUUCUCUCAAUAUUCAUCUAUAAUGCCAGUAAACCAAGAGGCCUGGAAUAUGCUACUCUGCGGGAAAGGGGCAAACAUGUCAAAGGAGAUGCAUGGGAGAGGUCAAGUGGGGAUGGCGAAGAAUUUGAGAGACUGAACAAACCAAGCAGUGACAUCGAUACAGAUGAAGAUUCCCUCUAGCAUGAAGCUGGCUCAGAGAGUGCAAUUACUCAUAGUGAGAGAAUG
Molecule: messenger RNA, 1341 nt
Organism: Chaetura pelagica (chimney swift)
Lineage: Eukaryota; Metazoa; Chordata; Aves; Apodiformes; Apodidae
Gene: SLC35A5
Product: solute carrier family 35, member A5
Exons: 6
Coding region: 1-1296 (431 amino acids)
Biological process (GO): pyrimidine nucleotide-sugar transmembrane transport
Cellular component (GO): Golgi membrane
Molecular function (GO): pyrimidine nucleotide-sugar transmembrane transporter activity
Source: RefSeq, a predicted model, not a curated record